AUGGCCGGCGACGGCGAUGGCGAUGGCGAUGGAAACAAACAAAGGCAUUGCGUGAAGAUGGUGCCUAGUGGUGCAGAGGAUCGAGCUCGGGUGAGCGAGAGAAAGCACUGUGGAGGUCCUAAAGGUGGCCGAGAGUUGCAGAGGGAGAUGGGGCAGCUGGUGCACGGACUGGAGAGAACCUGGCGAGGCUGCGCAGUAGUGAUGGCUUUCGGAAGCUGUGGAGAGGUGCUUGGGUUGGUGGAGAGUUGCUGGAGGAGUAGCAGGAGACUUCAACUACUGUCGAGCAGAGGGAGAGAAAGAGAGAGAGAAGGAGAGAAUCAGGGAGAGAAAGCUAGGAAAUUAAGGGAGCUGCGGGAAAGAACAAGGAAGGAGGAAGAGAAAGAAGGGAAGGAAAAGAAACAAGGGAAAGAGACAGAAGAGAAAGAAAGGGGAAGCCCUCAUGGCUUCUCAGAACAAGGGGAGAAAAGGAGGUUAAAUAAAGAGGGGGAUGGAGAGCCCUACGCGAGACCCGGCUAG
This is a messenger RNA of Malania oleifera, 516 nucleotides long. RefSeq lists its product as uncharacterized. The transcript has 2 exons. The record is from RefSeq and is a predicted model, not a curated record. NCBI's taxonomy places the organism in Eukaryota, Viridiplantae, Streptophyta, Magnoliopsida, Santalales, Ximeniaceae. The coding region runs from base 1 to 516 and encodes 171 amino acids.